Candidula unifasciata is the source of this 795-nucleotide messenger RNA. NCBI's taxonomy places the organism in Eukaryota, Metazoa, Mollusca, Gastropoda, Stylommatophora, Geomitridae. The record is from the annotation of a GenBank genome assembly.
AUGGCCAGUAUCCCUGACGAAUGGCUGUGGAUUGUCAUCGUCAGCUUCAUCAUCUCAUUCUUCCUGGCCUUUGGCAUCGGAGCUAACGAUGUGGCAAACUCAUUCGGCACCUCUGUUGGAUCAAAAGUGUUAACGCUGUUUAAAGCUUGCAUCUUGGCCACGAUAUUUGAAAUCCUUGGUGCUGUUUUAAUAGGGUAUCGAGUAUCUGACACCAUACGUAAAGGCAUCAUCGAUGUGAACCCGUACAAUAACUCUGAGACAUUACUGCUGAUGGGAAAUCUCUCAGCCUUGACAGGUUCCUGUAUAUGGCUGUUCUUAGCAACAUUCCUUAGUCUUCCAGUAUCAGCCACACACAGUAUUGUUGGAGCUACUAUAGGAUUCAGCUUGGUGGCCAAAGGUGCUGAUGGUGUCAACUGGGCGAAACUGGGACUUAUUGUUGCUUCCUGGUUCAUCUCUCCUGUGAUGGCUGGAUCUAUUUCUGUGGCACUGUUUUGGUUUAUCCGGAAACUAGUGCUCAGUAAAGCCAAACCGCUAGAACCAGGCUUGAAGCUACUGCCCUUGUUCUAUGGGAUCACCAUACUUAUUAAUGCAAUCUCUGUGUUCCUGGAUGGAUCAGAGUUGCUGCAGUUUAACAAGAUUCCACUGUAUGGGACUUUUAUUCUCUCCUUUGGCCUGGCUUUGUUGACUGCACUAGGGAUUAGAUUCCUUGUUGUGCCUUGGAUGAGGAAGAGAAUCGAAGAGGGUUUGGAAACAGAUGUUUUAGUGCCUAGUGCUUCAUUGAAGGGUAACAGAAGA